Messenger RNA from Ylistrum balloti, 723 nucleotides. RefSeq lists its product as uncharacterized. The transcript has a single exon. Lineage: Eukaryota; Metazoa; Mollusca; Bivalvia; Pectinida; Pectinidae. Gene Ontology annotation, cellular component: cytosol. Gene Ontology annotation, molecular function: RNA methyltransferase activity; RNA binding. Bases 1 to 723 code for a protein of 240 amino acids. Gene Ontology annotation, biological process: RNA processing; RNA methylation. The record is from RefSeq and is a predicted model, not a curated record.
AUGACUAUUAGUGGUACACAUGCAGUGAUUGCAGCAUUGCAGAAUGGUAUUCGUGGUGAACUGUAUGUAUACUCAAAGCAUCAAAAAAUAGAAGAGUUGUAUACUUUUGCAGAGAAAAAAAUCUGUACUAUCCAUCCUGUUACACGAGAGUAUUGCAAAAAACAUGCGAUACGUCAAAAUAUUCAACUUAAAAUCAAGAAUUCCCCUCUAACUCAGGUUCAGAAACUAAGUACUUGGUUGCAAGACACAAAAGAUAUAGACAAGCUAUUAGUGCUUAUUAUCGAUCAUAUUCAUGACGCUCAAAAUCUAGGCGCAAUAUUUCGAUCCUCCGCCCUUUUUUCAGUGGAUUUACUUAUACUACCCAAACGUAGAGUAGCUCCCAUUAAUGAUGCAGGUAUCCGCAGUGCUUCAGGGGCAAUUACCCUUGUGCCAACAUGUACAGUAUCUAAUGUCCAUUCAGCCUUACGGGAACUGAAGGACUACGGUUUUUGGAACUACGCUCUUGAUGCUCGAGGCAGCUCUUCUUAUACAGCGGAACUAUCUAAGAGGAGUGCAUUUAUUCUCGGUAAUGAGGCGAAGGGGCUUCACGAACUUGUAAGCAGAAAGAGUGAUUUUUUACUAUCAAUUCCAAGCAGCGGAGCUGUAGACUCAUUUAACGCAAGCGUAAGUCUUGCUAUUAUUUGUUAUGAAUAUCGUAGACAACACCCUUUGUUGCAAAAAUAG